AUGACCGUCUCUCGGCAAAGACAAACGGCCGAGGCAGUAGUGGCAGCAUUCAACAACAUGGACGUCGAUAGCAUCAUAGCUCACCGCAGUCCAGACUGCCUCCGUCAUUUCAUACCCAAAUCGUUAGGCUUUUCGCCGCAAAACAACGCCACAUAUGGCGACUCGUUACACCAGCUGUCCGGUAUCUUCCACAACUUUUCAUGCACCGUCAACGACCUGCUCGAAGACAAACAAGCCAACCGCAUCUGCUUGUACCUGAGCGCCCGAGGCGAUACGGUGGCCGGAGAGUAUGUGAAUGAGUACAUGUGGCUGCUCGAUUUCGAUGAGAGUGGCGAGAAGAUCACUUGCUCGAAGGAGUACUCGGAUACAGUGUUAGCGCGAGAUUUCUUCCCGAAGCUCAAGGCUGCCAUGAUUGAGCGGCGUGGGCGGGUAAAAUUGGUCUCUGCUCAAUAUGCGGCCAGUUUUUGGGCAGUGUAG
Molecule: messenger RNA, 477 nt
Organism: Letharia lupina
Lineage: Eukaryota; Fungi; Ascomycota; Lecanoromycetes; Lecanorales; Parmeliaceae
Exons: 2
Coding region: 1-477 (158 amino acids)
Source: RefSeq, a predicted model, not a curated record